AUGCAGGGAUUCUUAUUCUUAUUCGUUGUGCUCUUUUCUUUUCCUACAUCAAACGUUUUGGUGGUGCAUGGUUCGUUCACGGGCACGUACGGCAUCAACUACGGUAGGAUCGCGGACAACAUCCCUUCUCCGGAGAGCGUGGUCACCCUCCUCAAGGCCGCCCGCAUCAGAAACAUACGCAUCUACGACGCUGACCCUGCGGUCCUCACGGCCUUCCGAAACUCGGGCAUCGAGAUCAUCGUGGGCCUCGGAAACGAGCACCUUGUGGACAUGGCCACGAGCGCGGACAGAGCAGUCGAGUGGAUAAAGGACAACGUGGAGACUCACCUCGCAAAGGACGGCGGCGGCACCCUCAUCGCUGGCAUCGCAGUCGGGAACGAGGUCCUCGGAGGAGGAGGCGAUGAUAGCCUCUCGGAGGCCCUUGUCCCGGCCGUGCGAAAUGUCUACAACGCCCUUGUCCGACUCGGCCUGGCCGACCGAAUCCAAGUCUCGAGUCCCCACUCGGAAGCCGUGUUUUCCAUCACCUAUCCCCCGUCAGCCGGGGCUUUUAAGGAAACCGUCCUCCCGUUCAUGCGACCCUUGUUGCAAUUUUUCGCGCAGGUGGGGACGCCUUUCUACAUUAACGCAUACCCGUUUCUGGCGUACAAGAGCGACCCGGAGCACAUAGACUUGAACUACGCACUGUUUUUGAAGAAUGAUGGGAUUCACGACGCAAAGACCGGGCUUCACUAUGACAACAUGUUUGACGCGAUGGUUGACGCAUCGUACGCAGCACUAGAGAAGGUGGGUUUCGGGAGGAUGGAAGUCAUAGUUUCCGAGACGGGUUGGGCCUCCAAGGGGGAUGCCGACGAGGCCGGGGCCGACUUGAAGAAUGCGAGGACGUACAAUCGCAACUUGAGGAAGAGACUCCUCAAGAAGAAGGGUACACCUUAUAGGCCAAAGAGGGUGGUGAGGGCCUACGUGUUUGCAUUGUUCAAUGAGAAUUUGAAGCCCGGCCCAACCUCCGAGAGGAAUUUCGGGCUAUUCAGGGCGGAUGGGAGCGUGUCGUACGAUGUUGGCUUCACGGGGCUUGUCCCCAGCAAUAGCAGGGGUUACUCGCUCCUCGCCUCUCUCAACCUCUUGUUGCUUUGUAAUAUACUACUGGGUUUGGUGGUGUGA
Molecule: messenger RNA, 1158 nt
Organism: Striga hermonthica
Lineage: Eukaryota; Viridiplantae; Streptophyta; Magnoliopsida; Lamiales; Orobanchaceae
Source: the annotation of a GenBank genome assembly